Molecule: messenger RNA, 2106 nt
Organism: Solanum tuberosum (potato)
Lineage: Eukaryota; Viridiplantae; Streptophyta; Magnoliopsida; Solanales; Solanaceae
Product: probable receptor-like protein kinase At1g67000
Exons: 3
Coding region: 82-2049 (655 amino acids)
Biological process (GO): protein phosphorylation
Molecular function (GO): ATP binding; polysaccharide binding; protein kinase activity
Source: RefSeq, a predicted model, not a curated record
CUUUGACGAGGUAAGAAUUGGAUAAGCAGUUUUAAAAGGCAAAUUUAAAAAGAAAGAUUGGACUGAAUUUGCUCCAAAAAGAUGCUCUCAGAUCUCCACUCAACUGUCAUUCUGUUUAUCAUUCUAUGCUUUCUCCAUAUGCCCAUAUCCCUCGGUCAAGAUGACGAGCGAUACAGGAGUUGUGGUGAGCCGUUUCAGUGCGGCAGCAUGAAUAUAAUUUACCCUUUUUGGGGAGGGAGAAAACCAGAGUAUUGUGGUCAUCCUAGUUUUGAGAUCAAGUGCGAAAGUAGCAUACCCAAAAUUGCAAUUGAAUCAACAAGAUACGAAGUGAUAGAUAUCAACACCCCUAAUCGAAUUGUAACCCUGGCUCGGGAUGAUUUACUGAGUAGUAUUUGUUUGGAUAAUCCCGAGAAUGCCUCCUUUGAUUUAAACACUUUCAGCUAUGUUUCGAGUGACCUGAAUAUUACUCUGUAUUUCGGCUGCACCGUCCGCCCUGGUUUGCAGUUACCACCUUCGUCUCCAAAUAGGUUCAAUUGCAAUAGCAGCAUAUUUGGUAUAUACACUCUGAUCAACGUUCCCUUCAACCUUAGUCUGGUAACAUGCCAGGAAGAAAUAAUAGCUAGGGUCAAUCAAACGAGUGCUGUGGCAUUAGCCAGUCCUACAGCUUCCGUGGAAGUUCUGAGAAGAGCCAUUGCUGGCGGUUUUUCAGUUAAUUGGACGGCAGGUAUUGAUUCUAAGUGCCAACAAUGCCGCACGUCAGGUGGAAGAUGUGGAUCCAAUCCAGAUUCUGGAGACUUUGCAUGCCAUUGUCUAAAUGGUACUCAUUCAAACUACUGCAACGAUGGACCAAACCACUUACCCGGUUCAGUAAUGAUUCCGACAGCUGUAAUAGUUGCCGCAGUUUGUAUCGCAGGGCUGGCCAUAAUAUCAGUUCCAAUCAUCUAUUGCCUCAGAAGUCGAGGGUCAUCCUGUAAGUCACUGAUUUGCUGGAAGAUUGAAUCACAAGAUCACAAAAUUGAAGAAUUUAUGAGAAAUUACGGAUCUCAUGCUCCAAAGAUGUACAGCUAUUCAGAUCUAAAGAAAAUAACAAGCUCAUUCAGCCAUAAAAUAGGACAGGGAGGAUUUGGUCAGGUAUACAAAGGAAAUCUACCUGAUGGUCACGCAGUAGCUGUAAAGGUCCUGACAGAAACUAAUGGUGACGGAGAAGAAUAUAUAAAUGAGGUAGCCAGUAUAAGUAGAACUUCCCAUGUUAACAUAGUAGGGCUUUUGGGAUUUUGUUACCAAGGAAAUAGGAGAGCCUUAAUCUAUGAGUAUGUGUCCAAUGGUUCACUGGACAAAUUUCUUAACAGUGGACCAUCUAGCACAACUUGUACCUUGGAAUGGACGACAUUGUACAGUAUCGCAGUUGGGACUGCUCGAGGGUUGGAAUAUUUGCACCGAGGUUGUAACACAAGAAUAGUGCACUUUGACAUAAAACCUCACAACAUUCUCUUGGACGAGGAUUUCUGCCCCAAAAUAUCUGACUUUGGCCUCUCUAGAUUGUGCGAGAGAAAGGAGAGCAUUCUAUCAAUGUUAGGUGCCAGGGGAACUGCUGGAUACAUUGCUCCAGAAGUGUUCUCUAGAGCGUUUGGACACGUCUCUCACAAAUCAGAUGUCUACAGCUACGGCAUGCUUGUUCUUGAGAUGGUUGGAGUGAGAAACAAUGUUAACAUGAACCAAACUAGUGAAGUAUACUUUCCAAAUUGGAUCUAUGAACAUCUCGAGCUGGGGAAGGACCUAAGUCUACAAGGUAUCAUGAACGAAGAAGAUGAAGAAUUAGCAAGGAAGAUGAUUUUAGUGGGCUUGUGGUGCAUUCAGACCAAGCCGUCAGAUCGACCAGCAAUAGAAAAGGCAGUUGAAAUGCUGGAGGGAAGCCUUCACUCCCUACAAGUUCCACCAAAACCUGUCUUGUUUUCUCCAACAAGAUCCAUCCUAGAGUCAUUUACAUCAACAUCCACAUCGACCUCGGAAAGGAGGUUCGUUUCUGGAGCCAAUAUCGCUUCCGAGUAAAAAACAAUUGAUGCAAAUUUGUAAGUAUAUUCAAACGAAAGUGUUGAUUAAUUUAGU